AACCCUAACUUCGUCUUCUCUUGGUUCGCACGUCCCAAGUUUUUGAAGCUCCUCGAAAUUUCAUCUUCCGCAGCGAUAGCAGCAAGACGAGGUUGCCAAUAUGAAGUUCAAUAUUGCAAAUCCCACAACUGGAUGCCAGAAGAAGCUCGAGAUCGAUGAUGAUCAGAAACUACGAGCAUUUUGGGACAAGAGGAUCUCACAGGAGGUCAAUGGAGAUGCUCUUGGUGAGGAGUUCAAAGGAUAUGUCUUUAAAAUUACCGGUGGCUGUGACAAACAAGGUUUUCCAAUGAAGCAAGGAGUGCUUACCCCUGGCCGUGUCCGUCUCUUGCUCCACAGGGGAACUCCAUGCUUCCGUGGGUAUGGAAGGCGUAACGGAGAGCGCCGGAGGAAGUCUGUUCGUGGUUGCAUUGUCAGCCCAGAUCUCUCUGUCUUGAACUUGGUGAUUGUGAAGAAGGGUGACAAUGAUUUACCUGGAUUGACUGAUAUUGAAAAGCCAAGAAUGAGAGGCCCAAAGAGAGCAUCCAAGAUCCGUAAGCUGUUCAACCUUUCCAAGGAGGAUGAUGUGAGGAAAUAUGUCAACACAUAUCGCCGUACCUUCACUACAAAAUCAGGUAAAAAGGUGAGCAAAGCUCCAAAGAUUCAACGCCUGGUCACCCCAUUGACACUGCAAAGGAAGCGUGCAAGGAUUUCCGACAAGAAGAAGAGAAUCGCAAAGGCAAAAUCAGAGGCAGCUGAGUACCAGAAGCUUCUUGCCUCCAGGUUGAAGGAGCAGAGGGAACGGCGCAGUGAGAGUUUGGCAAAGAGGAGGUCCAAGCUUUCUAGUGCUGCUGCUAAAGCUACAACUUCAUAAGUUACUUUAAGAGAGAUAUGGUGAAGCUUGAUCUUCAUCCUAGUUUUGGUAGUGUCAUUCCAUGAUGGCUGCUUCAUGCUAAACACUUGCGUAUUUGCUAUUUGAAUACAUUUGAAUACAUUGAGUAUGUUGAUUUAUUAAUAUUGUAUUCGACACUAGAACGGAUUGGAAGUAUUUUACCUGCUUGAAUUUUAUACCUAUUUUAUA
This is a messenger RNA of Arachis stenosperma, 1057 nucleotides long. RefSeq names its product 40S ribosomal protein S6-like. The coding region runs from base 101 to 850 and encodes 249 amino acids. Lineage: Eukaryota; Viridiplantae; Streptophyta; Magnoliopsida; Fabales; Fabaceae. Gene Ontology annotation, cellular component: ribosome. Gene Ontology annotation, biological process: translation. The transcript has 6 exons. Gene Ontology annotation, molecular function: structural constituent of ribosome. The record is from RefSeq and is a predicted model, not a curated record.